AUGGAUUUGUAUGUUGAAUGUGGUACGUCUAAUGUUGUUCAUGUUUGUACCCCUGCUGGAACGAAGAUAUGGAUUCCAUGUUGUGAUAGUGAAAUUAGACCAACUAUAGGUAAGAAAUUUUCAAAACUUGAUGAAGCUGGGUUUAAAGAAAAACGAAAUAAUGUGGUGACAAAGAAAGUUGAUAGUAUCGGGGAAGAAGAUGAUCAUUUUAUAGGUGAUAUGAAUGUUGAAGAAGUGGUUGUUGGUCAAGAUAAAGAAGACUAUGAUUGUCAAGAAGCGAAUACUCCUAUGGUUAAAAGAAGAUUGUCUACUCGAGUUGGUUGUAAGGCAAAGAUGAUUUUAAAGUAUUGCGAAAAUGGAGGUUACAUUGUUUCUAAUUUUGAAGAAGGGCAUACUCAUCAUAUGUAUUCAUCCGAGAACUCUCAUUUUCAGAAGUCCAAAAGAAAGCUGACAAUGUUUCAUAAGAAAAUGAUAAUUGAUAAUUCAAAGGUGAAUAUUGGUCAUGUCAAGACAUACAGAAUGGUGAAGGAAUAUGUUGGUGGGUAUGAGAAUAUAGGUGAUAGUAGGAAUGACUUCAAAAAUUUUCAUAGAGAUUUGAAGGCGUAUAUUGAAGGAUCGGACGCCCAGAUGUUUGUUGAUAAUUUUAAGAGGAAAAAGUUGAUGUGGUCGGCUUAUUUUUUUUAUUACGAAAUGGAUGAAGACGACUGCCUAUGUAGAGCUUUAUGGGCAGAUCCUAUUUGCCGGAGAAAUUAUGUCGUAUUUGGUGAUAUGCUCUCGUUUGAUACAACCUACCAAAGCAACAGGUAUCAUAGUGUUAUUUUUAAAGUUUUUUGA
Molecule: messenger RNA, 834 nt
Organism: Chenopodium quinoa (quinoa)
Lineage: Eukaryota; Viridiplantae; Streptophyta; Magnoliopsida; Caryophyllales; Amaranthaceae
Product: protein FAR1-RELATED SEQUENCE 5-like
Exons: 3
Coding region: 1-834 (277 amino acids)
Source: RefSeq, a predicted model, not a curated record